UAAUGUUAAUUUCAUCUUCAUGAAUCAUUCAUGUGGGCUCUUGUCUACCUUUGAGCUCUAUUUUUCACACUUAAACAUAUUGUAGCUGUGUUGAAAUUGGAGCACAGAGAGCACAAUGCAUUAUUCAUCAUUCUAUUGUGAUAAAUGUUUUUAAGGUACUGUCUUUUCUUGCCUGGAUCUAUUGUAAUAUUUUAUUGUGGGAUGUUAGUUUCUCUCCCCAGUGUUUCUCUCCCCCAAGUUGAGCAAAAACAAAAACCUGUUGGUGAAAACCGUGAAGCAGCUCUUACUGAAGAGAAUACUGGUGGGAGAAGUCUCCGGCCCUGCGUAGUCCUGACGGCAGUACCAAACCAGUGUAUGUUUCAGUGGGUCAAAAGAUCAACCUGGACACGGCCCUGCGCCUCACACACUCCUGCUACCGUGUCCCAGAGCAUAUCAGACAGUCUGCACACAAUCAUCAAGUUUGCGGACGACACAACAGUGGUAGGCUUGAUUACCAACAACGACGAGACGGCCUACAGGGAGGAGGUGAGGGCCCUCGGAGUGUGGUGUCAGGAAAAUAACCUCACACUCAACGUCAACAAAACUAAGGAGAUGAUUGUGGACUUCAGGAAACAGCAGAGGGAACAUCCCCCUUUCCACAUCGAUGGAACAGUAGUGGAGAGGGUAGCAAGUUUUAAGUUCCUCGGCAUACACAUCACAGACAAACUGAAUUGGUCCACUCACACAGACAGCAUCGUGAAAGAAGGCGCAGCAGCGCCUCUUCAACCUCAGGAGGCUGAAGAAAUGUGGCUUGUCACACUCACAAACUUCUUCAGAUGCACAAUCGAGAGCAUCCUGGCGGGCUGUAUCACCGACUGGUACGGCAACUGCUCCGCCCUCAACCGUAAGGCUCUCCAGAGGGUAGUGAGGUCUGCACAACGCAUCACCGGGGGCAAACUACCUGCCCUCCAGGACACCUACACCACCCGAUGUUACAGGAAGGUCAUAAAGAUCAUCAAGGACAACAACCACCCGAGCCACUGCCUGUUCACCCCGCUAUCAUCCAGAAGGCGAGGUCAGUACAGGUGCAUCAAAGCUGGGACCGAGAGACUGAAAAACAGCUUCUAUCUCAAGGCCAUCAGACUGUUAAACAGCCACCACUAACAUUGAGUGGCUGCUGCCAACACACUGUCAUUGACACUGACCCAACUCCAGCCACUUUAAUAAUGGGAAUUGAUGGGAAAUGAUGUAAAUAUAUCACUAGCCACUAAACAAUGCUACCUUAUAUAAUGUUACUUACCCUACAUUAUUCAUCUCAUAUGCAUACGUAUAUACUGUACUCUAUAUCAUCGACUGCAUCCUUAUGUAAUACAUGUAUCACUAGCCACUUUAACUAUGCCACUUUGUUUACUUUGUCUACAUACUCAUCUCAUAUGUAUAUACUGUACUCGAUACCAUCUACUGUAUGCUGCCCUGUACCAUCACUCAUUCAUAUAUCCUUAUGUACAUAUUCUUUAUCCCCUUACACUGUGUAUAAGACAGUAGUUUUGAAUUAUUAGUUAGAUUACUUGUUGGUUAUCACUGCAUCGUCGGAACUAGAAGCACAAGCAUUUCGCUACACUCGCAUUAACAUCUGCUAACCAUGUGUAUGUGACAAAUAAAUUUGAUUUGAUUUGGAGUCUGUUAGUGUUAUUCUGCAUUCCUGCCACUAGACUGUGCUGUUCCCUUAGAGAAAAGUGUGGUGCCAUAACUCAUCUGCCUUACACACUGUGCUGCUGUCAAAAUCAGCCCUGCACUGCACCCAGUGCUAUCACACACACACACACACACAUAAACUCACUCACUCACUCGCUCUUUCUCACUCUCUCUACCCCCCCCUCUCUGUCUCUCACUGUCAUUUUUCUCCACUGCAGUCAACACACACACACACACACACACACACACACACACACACACACACACACACACACACACACACACACACACACACACA
Messenger RNA from Oncorhynchus keta (chum salmon), 1972 nucleotides. RefSeq lists its product as uncharacterized. The transcript is spliced from 3 exons. The record is from RefSeq and is a predicted model, not a curated record. Lineage: Eukaryota; Metazoa; Chordata; Actinopteri; Salmoniformes; Salmonidae. The coding region runs from base 145 to 1143 and encodes 332 amino acids.